This is a messenger RNA of Cooperia oncophora, 477 nucleotides long. The record is from the annotation of a GenBank genome assembly. Lineage: Eukaryota; Metazoa; Nematoda; Chromadorea; Rhabditida; Trichostrongylidae.
AUGAAGACGAACUGUAUCGAUACUGUCUCUUGGUUCAUCAGAAGAAAGAUGGGGAUAGACAAAGAAACGUGUGAUCCAACUGAAAUUGACCUGGUACGACCACCUCCCCCUUCGAAACUGCCGUCGAUUCGAGUAACUCCUCGGCCAAACGUUGUCACGACGACAAGGACUACUGUAAAAACUGGCAGUUUCAUCCCCAUCAGUACUAGUACAACAACUUCUUCCACUACCACCACUUCAACGACCACAACAACCACUCCGCCAACAAGCACUGUCCAAACCACGUCCAGACCACCUCGUAUUGUUACAAUGAAAACGAAAUCUUUUGGUAAACGGUGCCGUAUUACGUAUCCGCGAAAGAAAGUGAGCGGUUCGAAGACUCGGCCCGCACUUGUCUGUGAUUCUGCCCCUACUAUCGCCCAGUAUUUAUCGCUCAGUGCUCUGUUCUUUCAAUGUUUGCUGUCAUUUUUGUUUUGA